UAUAAUUCAUAUAGAUAUAGCUAUUUUAUUUUAUUUUGUUGUGUGGCUAAAAUUGGUGUACAAAAGUAGUUUUAAUUAGUAAGAAGAAUAAUCUACUUUUCCAGUUAUGGAAGGUUUUAUUGAAGUGAAUGAAAUAUCUGAUUUCGUUUCAUAUAUCCGCAGUAUUGAAUGGCGUGAUCCGUGGCUGAUAGCUUUACUAUCAUUUCACAUUCUGGUAACAUUUAUGUGCUUCUCUACAAGAAAUUAUGGGAACUUUCAAGUUAUGCUGUUUAUAACAUUAUUACUUCUCGUGUAUUUCUCGGAGAGUAUAAACGAGGUGGCAGCAAGGAAUUGGGCCCUGUUCUCCAGACAACAGUAUUUUGACAGCAAAGGACUGUUCAUAUCAGUGGUGUUCUCCAUCCCGAUAUUGCUGAAUUGCAUGAUUAUGGUGGGCUCAUGGCUGUACCAAUCCACGCAGAUAAUGACCAACAUCAAGAAGGCACAGUUACGGCAGCGGCUGAAAGAGCUCAACAUCAACAGAGAGCAACAGAAACACAUUAAGUCAGACUAAAUGAUAACAUACAGGUACCGGUAGGACACUAAAUAGCAGAUAUUUUAUCAAGCAAAAACUACAGAGAGGAUAUCCUGGUCACGGCACCACAUUUGUUGUUAGAAUAUUGAAAAAAAAACUUAAAAAACAACUCUGGAAAUGAUUACAGUAUUUAGUUUUUGCAGUAGAUAGAAUAUCGGCAUUUUUGCAGUGAUCGUAAGAAAACAAAGUAUGAUAUCUUUAGUAAUCUUGAUCGAGUAUCUACUACAAACAGUCGCAGCACGUUACCUUUAAAAAUCGGCCUAAAGCCCCGAAUACUUUUGAUUUUGAUGUUGUAUAAGAUUGAAUAUAAUAUUCGAUCAGGUUACCAAUGAUAUCAUUUGGCGUAAAAGAGUAUAAAUGUUUUUGCCAUUAUCACUAAUUAAAUUUGGUGUAAGAAAUGUGAUCAAUUUUGGAUAAGAAAUGUUAUUAUUAUAAAUAUUGGCGCAGGCAUUCUGUUUAAAUCAGUUUUUUCAGAGCAUUUUUUACUUAACAAUGUAUUGACAUUUCGCAUUUCGACUCUACAUAUUAAUAUACACGACUUGCAUAAAUAAGUACGUGCUCUAUCCAGCUUUUGCUAUAAAUUAUUUUCAUCUUUUUAUUAACUGUCUACCUACUUCACGGAAUAUAGACAAAUUAAUAUCUACGGCCCGGUUUGACCUAAAAUUUAUUUAUGAUCAUAUAUCUACUAUAUACUCGUAAUUAACUUUCAUCACAUUUAGUUUUUACUAUACAUAGAUUAACAAUCAAUUCAGUGGCACCAUUCAACUAAAAAAAAGGAUUUAGUACACGUACCAUGCCAUAAGCUGUCAUUUCAAAUGUUUGAUUGUAGAUAAAAACCACAAAAUUGACAAGAUGGGUAUCGCCUAAAGAGAAUCAUCAUAUAGAUUAUUAUCUUUUCAUAUAGAUUUUCGUACAUUGACCCGCCUGUUGACAUCUCUAUUGCACUCGCACAAUUAUAUCCCGCCCAUGAUGCCGGUCAAGCUCACACAGUGACAUUGACAGUUUUAUAUGGAACGCGUCUCUUCUUUAGUAUUCAGUAUACAUGAAAAGAUAAUGAACGAUACGAAAAUAAAGUGAAUCUGACGUGAUGACUGAAGGCGGGAUUCCACUAGUGUGCGGCACUGUGCGGCACAAGCAUUUUUGUACUGAAUUUGCUCGUGCAGCACACUGGUGGAAUCCCGCCUUUACAUGAUGUACGUGCACCAAAUAUCUAAUUAAUGAAUCGACUAAGACUGUCCGUGUCCACUUACUUAAAGAAUUUCUGUUUUAUAAUAAGUAUAAGAUUUUCUGUUUGUUUUUAAGACAGAGAUGUAAAAUUACUUCGUUAGCUGCACUUAUUUCUAGCUUUAUUUAUAAGGUUUUAAUAAGAGAGUGAAUAAUAUUAGCCCAGCAUUAAAUUUUCAUGAUGUGUUGUUGGGAGCACUUGUAAUCCUAGUAUUCCUACUGCAUUUUUUCCUACGUGUUUCUUGCAUUUUCUUGUACUUAAGAUAUAAAACUGUAUUUUUAUUUUCCUUAAGUCAUGACGUUGUUGCCAGUUGUCAGUAGACAAACAGUAACGUAACAGUAGUUAGGGCGUUCUUAUAUAAAAAUACAAAUUAAAAUAUCUGGAUGUUAAAUCGCUUUGUUAUAUUUUUUGUGCGCUCCCAUGCUUGCUCUGCAUCGGCAAGUUACAUACAAUCAUAGCAUAAAGUUAAACCAAUCAUAAAAUGUAGGUACGCUGCUACUAGUACUCUCUUCAAUAGGGUAUUAUCUGGACCUGAACCUGGGUCGGGCGGAUUUUCUCUGUAUUUAGGAUUCGGGUUGAAAAUACUUGUGGAUGCUCAUGCAUUUUAUGAGUGUUUUACUCUACCGCAUUAAUGUAAGUUUGCCGUUGUUUUAGCACGCAUGUAAACGAAUAUGAAACCUAAACUGUUGCCAUGUAUUUGUAGGUUUUGUAUGGAAAUAUACGAUUAGAAAAGGUAAAAUAAAUUUAAUUUUUAGUACAUAAAGUCGCUAGAAUAGUUUUUUUUAAUUUGUUAUUGUGAAUGUUUUUUACAGAAUUAUUAUUUAAGACUCUAUGUCCAAAUUGUUAUAUUACUAACUGUUGUGUUGUAUAUAUAUUUUUUUGACAAUUUUAGGUUUAAGUAAAUCGAUGCAGUUGUCUUUAUUUUAAAACCAAAAUAAAAGAGGACUAGACUCAAUAUGAAAUGUAAUUUUGACAUUAUGAGAAAUGCUUUAUUUUGAUACAUGAAAAACAUAAUAAAAUUAAUAAACGUUCACAAUGUCACUGUGUGACAAGGUAGCUUGGCUCACUUACUGUGAACUGUAACUUCCUAUGUAUAGGUACCCUUUCUUUCGCAAAUAAAUUACUUAUGAUUUAUGACUUAUGAAUGGCUGUUUAUUUAUAUACUUAAGUUUGUGAUAAAUUAUCUAGUGAAACUUGCGAAAGAUUGAAGUAUAUCGAAUCGAUAUAACAUUUCGGAAAUAUUCCUUGGAAAAAAUAAGAUGUGUUUUUUAUCUAAUAAAACAUAAUCAAUUAUUUAUUUAAUAUAAUGGUGCCUCCGUCAUUGGACGAUGGCUGAAAGAAUGAUGAUUGAAAGAUCAUGGGUUUUGCCAUUAUGAAGAUAGAUUUCUUUUAUAUUGAAAUGCAGUAAUUUUUACAAUCAUCACUGGCGGAUAUGUUAUUUGAAUGUGGACAAUAUAACAAUUUGUGCCUAUAUGUAUAUAAUAGACGAUAACUGGUUUUUUUUUUUUUUCAAUGUUAUCUAUUUUGUCCAUUCUUAUUAUGGUAUUAUUAUUUAAAAAUAAGAAUUUAUGUAUUCUAUUUCAUUACUGUCAAUUGGAUCUCGUUUUAAUUGUUUAUUUUGCUUGGAACAAGUAUUUUGGAAGGUCAGAUAAAGUAUCUAAAAUAGUGAUAUCAAAAUUAUAAGAUAACUCUACCUUCGCUUUGAUUUCAAGACUAAUCAAUUUUAUACACGUCUAAUAAAUAUAGACUCAAACAUUCAAUUAUUGAUUACGUCCAUACGAUAUUUAGAUAAUAGCAUGUGCUGUACGUAUUUAGUCCAUAUAAAAAAUAUAAAUAUGUAGGUAUAUAUUCGCGUCAUAGAACUAACCUUUAAUAAGAUCAUUCAUUCAUAGAGUUUAUAUUUCUUUGAAAGUUUGAAAAUAGUUUAAUUGGCCCAUUACAUCCACACUCAUCUACAGCUUAGGCAGUAACUCAAUUUCGGCGUUUGUAAAUCCAAGCUGAUGCGUUCUGUAUUAUGUAUGGAUAAAGUAUUACAAUUUGGUGUGUAAAUAAAAUACGAAGUUUAACUAGGACUCAAUGACUCAACUUCCUUUGUAAAUUAUCUACUUUCUUUCUGCUAUGUCGAUUAUCAGAGCCUUGUGUAAAUGAUUUCAUUUCUAAUAGUAUUUAGCAGUUAUGAGUAAAUAUCAAGACUGAGAUGUGUGUGAUUCAUAACAUAAUUGUUACAGGCUUUAUUAUAUCAUCUACAGGCAUUUGACACGAUCAUUAUAUAAUCAUGAUCAUUAUUAUAUAAUGAUGACUUAAAGUGGUAUUCAGAAUUAAAAAGAAAAACUACAAGUACAUAAAUAAAACAGAUAUUUUUCGUAAAAAUACAAUAGGCUAGAUGACAAUUUUUUAUUAAUUGUAUCAAUCGAUCAGGUUUAUUUUUAGGAUCAAAUAUCUAUGGGACCCAUUGCAUUAAAGCAAUACAAAAGUCAGAAAUGAUAGUCAAAGCCCGACAGUCGUACUUCACUCGCGAAACGCUUCUAACAAAACGAUAAGUGAACGUGACGUCAUCAUUUUGAAUGUAUGGACAAAAUAAGAAAAUUGCGUUUUUGUCGAUGAAAUAUUGCGUUUAUGUAUAUACUUGCUGUACAAUAUUUUUUUGGAUAAAAUGUAAGGAAUCGAAUGGUACCCUUAACUUUUUUCCUUUUUUUGAAGUUGAAAAAUUACUUAAAUUUUGAAACUUUCAAGUCCUGUAUUUUUGUAUUAUUUCCAUAUAUUAUUUUAAUAUCUACAUUAUUGUGAUAAAUUGCUCAUUUGCUAUCUAUGUUACUAGAUUUUGAUAUAAAAUUCAACAUGUGUCAUCAUCAUCCCUAUUGGUUUACCCAUGACAAUAAAAGUCACUUUGACUCUUAAAGUGCUAAAUAGACUUGAGCAUUCAUUCGAGCAGAACAUCGAGCAUUCGCAGUUUCGCCGAAUUGUUCGACGAACGCUAGUAAAUUCUUCUGUUUGCGAAAAUGCUCAUCACAACACAAGUGAAUGCUUAAGUCAAGUCUAUCAGCACCUUCAAAAGUAUUUUGUUGCCGUAAAUUUACUGUAGCUAAUUAUAAAUAUCACUGUAGAGGCAAUUUAAUUGGUCCAAAGACCUCCCCGCACCUAAGCGUUAUCCUACUUUCUCUCUAAAGUAGUGUCACAAUACAGAAAUGAAUGAUUUACAACGACGAUGUAUAUAUAUGUCUUUUUUUUAAUUACAAAUCGCUACAUGUUUAAACUAGACUAGAGGUAAUUGAAAGAAUGAUUAUUAUUGAUUUUAAUUUGUAGAAAUCUGUUUGCCAAGCUUACAUGUGGUAGGUGUACCUACACAUUUCACAUGAUUGUUGUCGAUGGUAUAUGUUUUGCCACGCUUUUAGUUAGACCGCGAGCCAGGCGCAAAUUUUGUCAGUCAUCGCCUCCCGGGCGAAAACUCGUAUUGCGGUUAAAGGCUAUGUAUGAUGAACCCUCGUGAACGUCAGCUGCCGCUCUGUUGGUGGGUUGAGGAAUGGCAGCCACCGAAACGCGUAACACGGUUUUUCCACCGCGAUACAACCGGCUGACGAUUUGUUUUAUUAACAAUAGCAUCUAAACUAUCAUCUGACAAAGUAUCAAACGGGAGGCUAUGACGCCGAUGACUGAAAAUAUUUUUUUUUUUACAUGUUCAUGUGACCAGCUGACGGUCUUUCCACAGCGAUACAAUCGGCUGACGAUUUUGUUUGUUCACAAUAGCAUCUAAACUAUCAUCUGACAAAGUAUCAAGCGGCGGGAGGCGAUGACUAAACUUUUUUAUAGACUUUAUUUGCUGCCAUUCCUCAACCUACCAACGGAGCGGCAGCUGACGUUCACGAUGGUUCAUCAUACAUAGCCGUUAAACACUCUACGAGUUUUCGCCCGGGAGGCGAUUGGUCAUGGAAAUAUUUUCCUGGCCCGCGGUCUAUAUCACGCAUUUUCCACAUCUUAGACAGUAUGAGACUGAGAUCUCGCCAAUGUUGUCGUGCCAUGCCAAUGCAUCUAUUUACCUAUAAUGAACUUGGGUUCCCCCUUGGAAGAUAUAACCAAACGGAGACGCCAUAAUUUUCUGUAUAAAACAGUGCCGAUUUUUGCGGGGGAGGGGCACGUCAAAUGUAUACGUAACGUAAAAAUAGCCGUGUUAGAUAAACGUCAUCAGUCCAUACAUUGUGUAUGACCAUUAGCCGCCUAUUUUCGACAGAAGGGAACGCCUGUUAUGGACCGCGACUACGCGAGCCAGGCGCAAAUUUCGUCAGUCAUCGCCUACCGGGCGAAAACUCGUAUAGCGGUUAACGGCUAUGUAUGAUGAACCCUCGUGAACGUCAGCUGCCGCUCCGUUGAUGGGUUGAGGAAUGGCAGCCACCGAAACGCGUAACACGGUCUUUCCAGCGCGAUACAACCGGCUGACGAUUUGUUUUAUUAACAAUAGCAUCUAAACUACCAUCUGACAAAGUAUCAAACGGGAGGCGAUGACGCCGAUCACUGAAAAGAAUUUUCUUUUUUACAUGUUCAUGUAACCAGCUGACGGUCUUUCCACAGCGAUACAAUCGGCUGACGAUUUUGUUUAUUCACAAUAACAUCUAAACUAUCAUCUGACAAAGUAUCAAGCGGGAGACGAUGACUAAUUUUUUUAUAGACUUUAUUUGCUGCCAUUCCACCAACGGAGCGGCAGCUGACGUUCACUAGGGUUUAUCAUACAUAGCUGUUAACCAAUAUACGAGUUUUCGCCCGGGAGGCGAAUGGCCAGCGGUCUAUUAAUGGCUACUCCGUUUGAUUUUAUCCUCUAAGGGGGCGCCCAAGGAUGUAGGUAUUGUAGGUGAUAUUUUGGUGAUGAGCGCCCAGGAAAUGCCCUUUAACAGUUUUGAAUGAUUCACGGUUAGUUUCACUAGACUUAUAUGAACCGUGAUUAUCUUUUGUAUUGUUUUCGAGCUCCCGAUAUUUCGACGCAGUUACAUGCAUCUUGUUCACGGGUAACUGAAGUCGAUAUAAGUGAUUCAUCGUAUUGCUAAGAGUCGGCAAUGAUAGGUAUCAAACACAUUUUUGUUUGGCAGGCAGAUUGGAGUCAUUUAUUUUUUAUUUAAGUAUACAUAUUUCAUUCACCAGAUAAUGCUUUAACCAGCUUAUUAAUAAAAUAUUAGUUUCAAAAUCCACUAUGCUUAAGGUAAAGGAUUUUUACUUAAUUUGUUUUAUGUAUGCUUUUCAAUAAAGUCAUGGAUUACA
Messenger RNA from Cydia strobilella, 7040 nucleotides. RefSeq names its product transmembrane protein 18 (gene Tmem18). Lineage: Eukaryota; Metazoa; Arthropoda; Insecta; Lepidoptera; Tortricidae. The transcript is spliced from 4 exons. The coding region runs from base 107 to 550 and encodes 147 amino acids. The record is from RefSeq and is a predicted model, not a curated record.